Bufo gargarizans (Asiatic toad) is the source of this 5230-nucleotide messenger RNA. It is a transcript of the gene MCC, whose product is annotated as MCC regulator of WNT signaling pathway. The coding region runs from base 55 to 3069 and encodes 1004 amino acids. The record is from RefSeq and is a predicted model, not a curated record. Gene Ontology annotation, molecular function: calcium ion binding. Lineage: Eukaryota; Metazoa; Chordata; Amphibia; Anura; Bufonidae. The transcript has 19 exons.
CCGGGCUGUUCCACAUCCAGCAGUGGGCAGUCUCUGGACGCCCAGCCGUGCACUAUGGCGGCUGCUGUGGAGGUAACCGGGAGCAGCAGCUGCAGCGGCAGCAGCGACACGUCCAGCACCGGCGAGGAGGAGAGGAUGAGGCGCCUGUUCCAGACCUGUGACGGGGACGGCGACGGCUAUAUCAGCAGGAAUGAUUUAUUAAUGGUUUGCCGACAGCUGAACAUGGAGGACUCUGUGGCAGAGAUCAUGCACCAGCUUGGGGCCGACGAGAGUGGGAAAAUCUCAUUUCAUGACUUUACCAAAUGUCGUAUGCAACUUGUGCGAGAGAUCAGAAAGGAGGAAGUGGACUUGUCUGAUGACUCGUGCAAGAACAAAAAGCUGCGUAACCAAAUUACCUCUUGGCCGGCUGGAAGUGACCAUAGCCUAGGUGCCUUAUCUGGAGCUCGGGAAAGCUGGGAAUAUGAUUCUGGAGCUCGAGAUCUACAAAGUCCAGAUCCACAAAACCAUUCAGUGAUGCAGAAAUUUUUGGCGUUUGGGGGUAAGGCCACCACUCAAGCAGCCCUACAGAAACUUCUUUCUCAAAGCUCGUGUCUCACCAACAAUGUGGGGGGAAGUUACCUGGAACUUGCCAACACUCUCCAUCUUGCAGCCCUGGCUUCGUUAAAAGGAGACAUAGUGGAGCUAAAUAAGCGUCUUCAGCAGACGGAGCGGGAGAGAGACCUCUUGGAGAAAAAACUUGCCAAAUCUCAGUGUGAACAGUCUCAUCUGAUGAGGGAACAUGAGGAUGUACAAGAGAGGACAACAUUACGAUAUGAAGAGAGAAUCACUGAGCUGCACAGCAUCAUCGCAGAGCUAAACAAGAAGAUCGACCGGCUUCAAGGGACAACAAUUAGAGAAGAAGAUGAGUAUUCUGAGUUGCGGUCAGAACACAGUCACAGCCAGCUUGAAGCCAAUGAUGACUCUCGCAGCGUGGACCAGGACCAAACCUCAGUUUCUGUGUUAGAAAAUCAGUCCACAAUGGUCACAGUGGAUAUGGAUAACUGCAGUGACCUGAACUCCGAGCUGCAGAGGGUCCUGACAGGUCUAGAAAAUGUUGUCUGCGGGAGAAAAAAGAGUAGCUGCAAUUUGUCUGUGGCAGAAGUUGAUAGACACAUCGAGCAGCUGACAACAGCCAGUGAACACUGUGACCUGGCCAUUAAGACUGUGGAAGAAAUAGAGGGUGUCCUGGGUCGGGAAUUAUACCCCAAUUUGGCAGAAGAAAGGUCACGAUGGGAAAAAGAGCUGGCUGGUCUGCGGGAAGAAAACGAAAGUCUCACCGCCAUGCUGUGCAGCAAAGAGGAAGAUCUCAAUAGGACCAAGUCUACUAUGAACGCCAUCCGUGAAGAAAGGGAUAGGCUUCGGCGAAGAGUGCGAGAGCUGCAGACACGACUACAGAGUGUUCAGGCAACUGGUCCUUCCAGUCCUGGUCGGCUCACUUCAGCAAGUAGACCGGUCAACCCGAGCACUGGAGAGCUUAGCACAAGCAGCAGCAGUAAUGACAUUCCCAUAGCAAAGAUUGCAGAACGGGUAAAGUUGUCGAAGACCAGGUCGGAAUCUUCCUCAUCAGAGAGGCCAGUUCUUGGCUCAGAGAUCAGCAGCAUUGGGGUGAGUUAUAGUGUGUCAAGCAGUGUGGCUGAACACCUGGCUCAUUCCUUACAAGAUUGCUCCAAUAUCCAAGAGAUCUUCCAGACACUUUACUCCCAUGGUUCUGCUAUAUCGGAGAGCAAAAUUAGAGAGUUUGAGGUGGAGACUGAGCGGUUAAAUAGUCGAAUCGAGCACUUAAAAUCCCAGAAUGAUUUGUUGACAAUAACACUGGAGGAGUGUAAGAGCAAUGCCGAAAGAAUGAGCAUGCUGGUGGGGAAAUAUGAAUCGAAUGCAACUGCCCUUAGGCUGGCUCUACAGUACAGUGAGCAGUGUAUCGAAGCAUAUGAAUUAUUGCUGACGCUUGCAGAGAGUGAGCAGUCUCUCAUUCUGGGCCAGUUCAGAGCUGCCGGAGUUGGAACUGUAGCUGAGCAAACCGGAGAUGAGAACAUCACACAGAUGCUGAAGAGAGCACACGACUGCAGGAAAACUGCAGAGAAUGCUGCAAAAGCCCUUCUGAUGAAGCUGGACGGCAGCUGUGGGGGGGCCUUUGCAGUCACUGGAUGUAGUGUCCAACCAUGGGAAAGUCUGUCCUCAAAUAGCCAUACAAGCACCACAAGUUCUACAGCCAGUAGCUGUGACACAGAGUUUACAAAAGAAGAUGAGCAGAGGUUGAAGGAUUACAUUCAGCAGCUGAAGAAUGAUCGGGCUGCAGUUAAACUCACUAUGCUCGAGCUGGAAAGCAUCCAUAUUGAUCCUCUGAGCUAUGAUGUAAAGCCUCGGGGAGACAGCCAGAGACUAGACUUGGAGAAUGCGGUCUUGAUGCAAGAGCUCAUGGCCAUGAAGGAGGAAAUGGCUGAGCUCAAGGCGCAAUUGUACCUGCUGGAGAAAGAGAAGAAAGCCAUGGAACUUAAACUGGGUACUCGAGACGCCCAGGAACAGGCCUACCUUGUCCACAUUGAGCACCUCAAAUCUGAAGUGGAAGAGCAAAAAGAGCAGAGAAUGCGCUCACUGAGUUCAACCAGCAGCAGUGGCAAGGACAAGAUGGGAAAGGACUCCAUAGAUGGAACAGCUCUGUCCUUGUCUGAGUUGAGAACGUACACUGAUGGUGAAUUAGCCACAGAGCUCACAAGUGCACUGAAAAGGGAAAAGAAGCUGAAGUCUCGGGCACAAGAGCUGGUGAGCGCCCUAGAAAGACUCACGAAGAGCAGUGAAAUCCGGCAUCAGCAGUCGGCCGAGUUUGUCAAUGACUUGAAAAGAGCUAAUAGCAACCUUGUGGCAGCUUAUGAAAAAGCAAAGAAGAAACAUCAGAAUAAGCUGAAAAAACUGGAGUCCCAGAUGAUGGCAAUGGUGGAGAGACAUGAGACACAAGUGCGGAUGCUGAAGCAGAGGAUAGCUUUACUAGAAGAGGAGAACUCCAGACCUCAUACUAAUGAGACAUCACUGUGAACCAACAUGCAACACACGACAAUGGCUUCUCUCCUCUACCCAAAGCACCACUUCUGAGCUGUCUGCUCCUGGGUGUGACUGGAUGGACUAUACACUUGCUCUCCACAUAUUGCUGGUAGGAACACAAGGAAAUAUACGUCCUCCUUGGUAUGGGCCAGAUACUCUUCUGUUGUGUCCCAGUAGCAUGUCACACUUGCACAGCAGGGGGCGUCACAUCUUGUGUGGUAUGCAGGUAGAACUGAAUGCUCCUUUACUUGAGGAGUAUGGAAACUUCCGUAACCCUCUUGGACUCAAGAGAGGUGCUAUCACUACCAGCAAAAACUAUGAAAGAUUCUGCUGCUGGGGAGAGAUUUCUCCAGUGUCGUCAACCAAUACAUUGAACCGCUGCAUCAGCUCAGCCAGAGGGUGCUCGCCCUACAGCUUUAAUACAUUCAUGUACACAGAUGCAGAGCUGUGUUUCUUAGUACACUGUGAGUAAAAGUGCUUUGAUUUCCUUUCUUCUGGAAGCUGUCAAAAUAUAUUCAUAGCCUAUUUUUUUAUGUGUUGCUUUUUAAUAUAUACAGGAUAUUGUGUUUACCGAACCACUUACGUUUUUAAUUCUAUUCCGCUCGAAAGUACAGAACACCUUAACAUUACCUGGGAGUCAGCGGUGAAACACAAGGACGCUGGUUGGUGAUUAUAGAAGGGCGGUUUCUUCUGCUAAGAAUUCAUUUUUUUCCCUACAUAUGUCCAUCAGAACCAGCUUUGUUCCCAGUUAGUAAGGACCACAGGGUUCAUCAUCCCAAUCCCUUUCCACGCUAACGCACACAGUAAGCUGGGAGUUGUGUGAAAAUGUGAACGCAGCAGUUUAUACCCUACAACUUCUAGACCUUCCUGUUCCCUGUCGAGAAGGACGCUCAUCUGUAAAACAAAGAUGCACUUUAAAAGUUAUUUGCUAAGGUCCUUGUUUUGGUAAGUUUUACAGAUGAAGUUUUAGCUCCAGCAUAAUGUCCAUAAUCAAGGCAUAAACUGCACAUUCCGUGCCGGGAACCAGCGACUCCACAGACAGAAAUGUAGAGAAUACAAGUAAGCGCGGCAGUGAAUUGAUGCCAUUGUUAGGGCAGUAGACAGUAUAUGUCAUUUUCAUAAUCCUGCUGCAGAACUGAAACAAGGGGCGCGCUAUCCCCGUUCUUGUCUGUAGUAAGGGGAGCUGGAAAUCAGUUCUUGGUUAGGAUUGUUUGGUUCCAGACCCUACAAGGGGGAAAUCGCUGCUUUUCAGCCAAUGAGAAUGAAUGACCCGGUGCUUAGGAUACAGUUCUACAGUCUCGGUAUGUAAUCAGUGGUGGAAAUGUAUGGAAAGGCGUUUCUUCAUUAGCCAAGGAUCAAAAUCAUCAUCAUCUUCUUAAUAGAGUCAUUGGCUAUUGCCAUAGGCAGCCCUGGCCAGCUGACAACAGCUCUGGUAAUGAUGGAGGAUGAAAUAGGUGAGAAUUAUUUUUUCCCCACAAAUGCUGCCAUGGUUGACUUUUUCCUUAAUAACUCAGGCAACCCCUUUAAACGAUCUGCACCAGUUUUGUGAAGUUAAAAAGUGGCAUACUAUGGCACACAAUGAUUUGCGUCAUUCCCCUCCUCCAGCCAGUGAGUGGGGUUAGGGGGGGAGGACAGAGGGGCUGAUCUCCAUCAGAGAUUUACCAAUACCUACAACAAAAUUGUAGUGCACAUCUACACAUGCAUAGAUUUCAGUUUCAGAUGUAAGGACAGCAAAGAAAUCUGACUCUUCAUAAAUUUGACUUAUUUUGCUCCCAACAAAUAUGGAUUAAAGAGGACCUUUGAUGGGAUUUUUUUUUAUUAAACUAGUACUUUGGUAAGUAGUCCGCCUGCUGAAGCUGCUAUUGCUUAUUUUAUCUCAAAAUAGUCCCCUCCGUUGGUCUCCUCCCUGUACUGAUGGUACUAAUUAACAUAUUGGGCACCAGAACACACAGGGGUGCAUAGCAGCGCAAUGGAGGGGACGACUUGAGAACAAAAAAAAGCAAUAGCAUCUGCAGCAAGCGGACUAGUAGCGGUACUGGUUUAAAAAAAAAUCCCAUGAAAAGUCCUCCUUAAAGGGAACCUGUCACCGGGAUUUUGUGUAUAGAGCUGAGGAAAAGGAUUGCUAGAUGGCCACUAGCACAUCCGAAAUACCCAG